This is a messenger RNA of Nothoprocta perdicaria, 4333 nucleotides long. RefSeq names its product erythrocyte membrane protein band 4.1 (gene EPB41). The record is from RefSeq and is a predicted model, not a curated record. The transcript is spliced from 23 exons. NCBI's taxonomy places the organism in Eukaryota, Metazoa, Chordata, Aves, Tinamiformes, Tinamidae. Gene Ontology annotation, cellular component: cytoskeleton; plasma membrane. Gene Ontology annotation, biological process: cortical actin cytoskeleton organization. Gene Ontology annotation, molecular function: structural molecule activity; actin binding. Bases 1 to 2934 code for a protein of 977 amino acids.
AUGACAACAGAGAAGAGCUUGGCGGCGGACGCYGAGAGCCGCGAGCGGCAGCGAGCGAAGGAGGAGGAGGCAGCGGCCGAGCCGCAGGCGCCGGAGGCCCCGCGGGCGCCCGAGGCGCAGAGCCCGUCGGAGCCCGCGGCCCCYGACGGCGACCGGGCCGCGCACGACGAGCAGGGCAGGAAGGAGCGUCGCGCGUCCGAGGGCCGCGGCCUCUCCCGCCUCUUCUCCUCCUUUCUCCGGAGACCCAAGUCGCAGGUGUCCGAAGAGGACAGGGAGGCCGAUGGCCCGAAGGAGGGGCAGGCUGAGCAGAAGGAGCCGGCCGUAGCAGCCAGUCCCGACGAGGAGAUCCUGGUGAAGGCCCCCAUCGCAGCGCCCGAGCCUGAGCUCAAGACCGACCCGUCGCUGGAUCUCCACUCGCUGAGCAGCGCGGAGACACAGCCCGCUCAGGAGGACAGGAGGGACGAGCACGACCCGGACAGCAAAGACCUCGAAGGCAAGGAMGAAGGGGAAGGGAAGGAGGAACGCGCCAAACCCGAGCCCAAGAAGGAGACCCCAGAGCCAAAAGCAGACAAGGAUUUGAAAGCUACCCAGAGGGCUGUAAAAAGACACAGAAACAUGUACUGCAAAGUUGUCCUGCUGGAUGACACCAUCUUUGAGUGUUCUAUGGAUAAACACGCCAAAGGGCAGGAUCUACUUAAGAAGGUCUGUGACCACCUCAACCUCCUGGAAGAAGACUACUUUGGCUUGGCCAUAUGGGACACGCCGACCAUCAGGACGUGGCUGGAUCCUGCCAAAGAAAUAAAAAAGCAGGUUCAUGGAGGCCCCUGGGAUUUCACCUUCAAUGUCAAGUUUUAUCCACCGGAUCCUGCGCAGCUGACAGAGGACAUAACCAGAUACUACUUGUGUCUGCAGCUCAGACAAGACAUCCUAACGGGGCGGCUGCCCUGUUCCUUUGCCACUUUGGCUCUGCUGGGAUCUUACACGGUCCAGUCGGAGCUGGGAGACUACGAUCCAGAACUGCACAGCGCAGAUUAUAUCACAGAAUUUAAACUGGCCCCGAACCAGACUAAAGAGCUUGAAGAGAAGGUGGUGGAGCUUCAUAAAACRUACAGAUCCAUGACUCCAGCCCAAGCAGACCUGGAAUUUCUGGAGAAUGCCAAAAAGCUGUCUAUGUAUGGAGUUGACCUUCACCAAGCCAAGGACUUGGAAGGAGUGGAUAUCACUCUGGGAGUCUGUUCUAGUGGCCUUCUUGUUUACAAAGAUAAGCUGAGAAUCAACCGCUUCCCCUGGCCCAAAGUGCUGAAGAUUUCCUACAAACGCAGCAGCUUCUUUAUUAAGAUUCGUCCAGGGGAGCAAGAACAAUAUGAAAGUACAAUUGGGUUCAAGCUACCGAGUUACCGAGCGGCAAAGAAGCUGUGGAAAGUGUGUGUGGAACAUCACACGUUUUUCAGGCUGACGUCCACGGAGGCCAUCCCCAAGAGCCGCUUCCUGGCGCUGGGCUCCAAGUUCCGCUACAGCGGGCGGACGCAGGCGCAGACGCGGCAGGCGAGCGCGCUCAUCGACCGGCCCGCGCCGCAGUUCGAGCGCACGGCGAGCAAGAGAGCGUCCCGGAGCCUCGACGGAGCGAAACGUGCGACUCAAAAGGUUGAGUUCAGAGCCGUAAAGGAAGAGAAGCAGGAGGAGGUGGUGGUGGUUGAGGUUCCCGAAUCAAAACCCGUGGAUGAGUCCCGAGAGAAGCCAGCCAAGCGCACUCUAGAAAGCUUUGAAAUGAAACCCAUUGCAGAGGAGGAAGAGGAGGAGAAGGCAGAGGUGCUUACGGCUCCUGUUGCCGAGCCAGCCGUGCUGGAACCCAUACAGAACCUGUCAGGUACAACCGCAGCGGCGCCUGACGUUGGUGUGGCUGCCGCAGCCGCCUGUGUUGAGAUAAGUGCCCCRGAAGACAAGGAGGCAGCAGAAGACAAGUUGAUGGUGAUGAGAGGAGUAGAAGCAGUCCAGAAGGAGCCAGCCGUGGCGGCGGUGACGCCCGAGCGCAGCCCGCGGCCCACGUCGGCCCCCGCCAUCGCGCAGAGCCACGGCGCCACCGCGCCGCCCGCCGCCGCGCCCCGCGAGGAGGCCGCCAGGACCGAGACCAAGCGCCACGACGUCCCCACGGAGAAGGCCAAGCCGGAGGCGGCCAAGGUGGGGAAAACGCACACUGAGGUCACCGUACCCACUGCGGAUGGUGAUCAGCCCCAGCAGCAGCCUGCAGAGAAAGAGGAAGAACUGAUAAGAAUGAGGAAGAAAAGAUCAAAGAGGCUAGAUGGUGAAAACAUUUAUAUCAGGCAUAGCAAUUUAAUGUUGGAGGAUCUGGAUAAGACCCAGGAGGAGAUAAAGAAGCACCACGCCAACAUCAGCGAGCUCAAGAAGAACUUCAUGGAGUCCGUCCCCGAGCCGCGGCCGAGCGAAUGGGACAAGCGCUUGUCCGCCCACUCGCCCUUCCGCACCCUCAACGUCAACGGGCAGAUUCCCGGCGGAGCGGACGGACCACCGCUAGUGAAGACGCAGACAGUCACCAUCUCGGACGUGUCCAACGCUGUGAAAAGCGAAAUCCCCACGAAGGAAGUCCCCAUCGUUCACACGGAGACRAAGACCAUCACCUACGAAGCCGCACAGACGGAUGGCGGCAACGGAGACCUGGAUCCCGGCAUCCUGCUGACUGCUCAGACCAUCACCUCCGAAACCACGAGCAGCACCACCACCACGCAGAUCACCAAGACUGUAAAAGGUGGCAUUUCGGAGACGCGGAUUGAAAAGCGGAUCGUCAUCACAGGAGAUGCGGAUGUCGACCACGACCAGGUCCUGGCGCAGGCCAUAAAAGCAGCGAAGGAGCAGCACCCGGACAUGUCGGUGACCAAGGUGGUCGUGCACCAGGAGACGGAGAUCGCCGAGGAGUAGCGGGGCUGCGACAUGUUCCUUCCAGACAGAGCACGGCGGGGGAAGAAACCCAGCAAACCUACAGAGAAACUACCUGGAGCACCAAGACCUCAGCUUCGCCGGACGUACACUCAGCCGCUGAGCACUCAUAUCACGUAGUGGGAGUUGCGCUUUGACAUUUUACUUGGGAUUUUCCAGACUCCAAUGGAUCCUCUUGGAUAUAGUUUUUUUGUUGUUGUUUUUUAUAUAUAUAUAUAUAUAUAUAUAUAGUGACAAACAGUAUGCCAUAUUUCUAACUGUACUGAACAUUUUUUACAGGUUUUCAAUUUUGCAUUCCCUCUGCCGCAGUAGCCUCCUCAGCCAGGGCCCGCCCCGUCUCACAGGGCCCAAGGGGGCCGGGUUUUUUCUCCUUUCCCAAGUCUUUUCCCCCGCCGCCCGGUCGGGCGCAGCGGCGUUAACCCCCCGCGGGCACGCGCGCAGCGCAGACUUCACGCAGCAGAAGCUGCCGCCGGGUCCUUCUGCCGCAAGAGACGUUUUCAAGAGUCAGAUUGAGUUUGUGCAGCGUUUUUUUGCCCUUUGCUUAUUUUAGGACCUUGGCGACUCCGGAAGCGCUACCCGUAGGCUGAAUUUCCUCAGGGUUUCAGCCCGGCGCUGUUUGAUCAUAGUAGAGUUGGGUGGCCUAAGCAUAUCCCCCCCAUCCUAAUAGUCGACUUAGGUUUAAGGACUACUGGAAGUUGCUUGAGUAUCUGAUACUGUGAAUUGUAGAGCUUUAAGAGAGCUGCGCUAGGGCCCCGCGCCUUCUCCCGCGUAGCUCUGCCCCCUGCUCCCUCCCUGUUCGUGUUUCUUAGAUGCCAUUAAAUUAAAACGCCCUUAGAAGUGUGUGUUGAAGAUGUGUUGACUCUGGAUGCUAUUAAGGUAGGCAUAUGCCGCAUUCACAGUAACCGACUAUUUUUUUUUCAGUGUCAUAGUUUUUCCACUUGUUUGUGUUCUUGAGUUUUAAAUAAGUUUUUUAAGUCACUUUUUUCCCCCCGUCUCCUCUCAGUGCUAUUUAAAGCCAAACACAUUACCCACAUAUCAGGACAAAGGUGUUGUAACCUACUCUCGUUUACUUUAAAACCCCUCUAGACGAUCCCUCUGCGACGUGGAGGCUGCUUUGGGGGAGGCCGGACGCGACACCUUGGUUGGUGGCGAGUUGUGCUCGCUGCGGUACCGUCGGCUUCUUGCCAAAUGCAGACCUGCCUCUUCCAACGCUGCUUUGGGGGCUCCUGUUUUGGCCUGGUGGCCGCCCCGCUGGGAUGACAGACCAGGGCUGGAGCAGCUGCAGCUUCAGGCUUAGCUUCCAGACCGCCUACAAAUGACUUUUUAACCAGCACCUGAUGCACCGCUUGCUUGUGCAAUUGCAACGACUGGAGCAUCUGCA